AUGGCCUCAAGUGAAGUCGAAGAACUCCGGCGAAGAUUAAGGGAGAUGCAGCGCGAGUUGCGGGAAGCAAAUCGGGAGUUGCUCGAUCGAGAUGAGCAGCUUCUGGAAGCUUGCGCCCGCGAAGCAGCAGCAAUCGAGCAAGCAGCCCAAGCCGAGGAGGAAAAUGCCUGGCUCACCGAAAUCUACCACCUCAUAAUGGAAGAGGGAAGCUAUGCCGCCGGGUCAGCUCAGGAUGUACUUCAGCAGCGCAACCAGCAACUUGUGCAGACAUCCAUUGUCAUCGCGAAGCUGAAGGCCGAACUUCAGAAAUUGCGGGACAAGAAUCGAGCGUCAGAGGCAAAGUACAACAAGUUCGACAAGUUACGGGAGAGGGUGGAAGAGAAGGCCCAAAAGCUCCAGAAGGAAAUGACGGAUCUCACAAUGGCGAUGAGCAGGUUGAACUACGAUUCUGCUUCGACAUCCUCUCGCAGCGCAACGGAUCACUGA
Messenger RNA from Westerdykella ornata, 486 nucleotides. RefSeq lists its product as uncharacterized. The coding region runs from base 1 to 486 and encodes 161 amino acids. NCBI's taxonomy places the organism in Eukaryota, Fungi, Ascomycota, Dothideomycetes, Pleosporales, Sporormiaceae. The record is from RefSeq and is a predicted model, not a curated record. The transcript has 2 exons.